AUGGCCGACUCGUCGGACAACGGCUCUUCGAGCAACGGCAACGCCGGCGAAGCAAACGGCCCCGGCCCUGGUCCCGACGCGCCCCGCGAGUCCUCGGCCUCCCUCGUCGCCGCCGCUGACAACGCCGGCGUCCCCAAGCCCAAGCGCCUCGCGUGCAUGAUCUGCCGCAAGCGCAAGCUCAAGUGCGACGGCGGACGGCCCAGCUGCAGCACAUGCUCGCGCCUCGGACACACCUGCGCCUACGACGAGCAGCGGAGGAAGAGCGGGCCUAAGCGUGGAUACGUAAAGGCCCUCGAGGAGCGCCUGAAACAAGUCGAGACGCUCCUCAAGACCCAGGACCCUCCUCUUCCGCCGACGAGUGCAAGCCCGGCAAAGACAAUAGGCGUCACCCUCCCCUCUGCCGCCGCCGCCGCCUCCACAAACAUAUCCGUUGCGAACCCCCCAAUGCCCAUUGCUGCUGACCGGGACAUGGACGCGCGCUGGCAGCUGCAGCAGCAGCGCUUCAACAGCGGCGAGUCGCCCCAGACGGCCGCCCUCGACGACUUCAAUUUCAACGCAAACAUGGGCAUCCCCAUGAGCAGCGUCGGCGGCAACUUCACCUGGGAGAUGAUUGGCCUUGGCCUCGAGGAACCCCUGCCGCCCCAGGAGACCAUCGACGAGCUCCACCAGGUCUACUUUGAAAAGGUCCAUCCCUCGAUCCCCAUGAUCCACCGCUUCCGCUACCUCGCCGCCAUGAACCUAGCACCCAACCAGCGCCCACCCGUCUGCCUGCGCUAUGCCAUGUGGACCUUGGCAUGCUCCAUCUCGGACAAGUAUGCCGACCUCAAGGACCUCUUUUACCAGCGGGCGCGCAAGUACGUCGAGGCAGACUAUGUCAAGGGCUAUGGGGAGCACAUGAUAUCCGUCGCGCACUGCCAGACACACAUCCUGCUGGCCUGCUACGAGAUGAAAAUGAUGUACUUUCCGCGCGCCUGGAUCAACACGGGAUCGGCCGUGCGCCUCUGCCAGAUGAUCGGUCUGCAUCGUCUAGACGGCACCGGCCUCGACGUCAAGCAGUGUCUCCCACCCCCCAAGGACUGGACGGAGCGCGAGGAGCGCAGGCGCACCUUCUGGAUGGCCUUUUGCGAAGACCGGUACGCAAGCAUCGGAACAGGGUGGCCCAUGACCAUUGACGAGAGGGACAUCAUGACGAAGCUGCCCGCCUCGGAAGAGGCAUUCGACAUGAGCAGGCCCGAGCAGACGCAGACACUCUCCGAGAGCACGAAUCCCUCGGGCGCCGGGAAGCUGUCGUCGUUUGGCGGCAUCGUCCUCCUGGCCUGCCUCUUUGGCCGCAACCUCGUCCAUCUGCACCGUCCCGAUGACGACGACCUUGACCACGACCUCAACGGCCCCUUUUGGAAACGCCACCGCCAAAUGGACGGCAUUCUCCUCAACACGUCGCUCUGUCUCCCCUCUCACCUCAAGCUCCCCACCGGGCUGUCGAAUCCCAACGUCGUCUUCACCAACAUGAGCAUCCACACCUCGACCAUCUGUCUGCACCAAGCCGCCAUCUUCAAGGCAGAGAAGAACAAGCUCGGGACAUCGGUCAGCUCGGAGAGCAAAGUGCGCUGCAUCACGGCGGCCAACGAGAUUGCCAGCAUCAUGAGGACCAUUUCGCACAUGGACCUGUCUGCGAUGAAUCCAUUCAUAUCCUUUUGUCUCUACGUCGCCGCCCGGGUGUUUGUCCAGUACCUCAAGAGCCGGCCGGACGACGCCCAGACGACCGACUCCCUCCGGUUCCUGCUUUCGGCCAUGAACGCCCUGAAGCGACGGAAUCCCCUGACGGAAUCGUUCCUCGUCCAGCUCGACGUCGACUUUGAGGCCCUGGCCACGCGGAUCCCCAAGCUGAGAAAUGCGUUUCCGCGUCCAGGCGACAGCCCCGGGCUGGCGAACACGGGCAACCCGGCCGCCAAGGCGAGGACAGCAUGCGACGACCCGGAUGGUGUGCAGGGGAUCCUGGCGUACCGUAACGAUUGUCAUUUCCUGAAGGUCCCCGGCAACGAUGGCGGCGCGCAGGACCUAGCGGAGGCGCAAGGCGACAGCCAAGGGCCCAGCCCCAGCGGCUUCGGACAAGCGUGGCUCCCGGCCGACCAACCGUCAAUGCCGGGGCUGACGCCCACCUCGGGCCCCGUGCACGAUAGGAACGGAUCGACGAGCGGGGGGCCGCUUUCUGGGUUUGGAGAUGGCGGCGGCGACAAGGCCGAAACACGCGAGUCGCCGGAAGCCGGGCAGUCGAGCGGACCAACACCAAAGUCGAGCGGCGCCGGCUCUGACGGCAGGUCACACCUGGCACCUGGAGCGGCCAUGGGCGGCGGAUCGGGCCGCGAGUCCUCGUCGUUCCGGGCGAGCCCUAUCUCGCCGCAGCAGAGCAUGAUGGGCGCGGGCGCGGGCAUGGACGUCGGCGGCGGCGCGGCGGGCUUCUUUGGCGGGCUGAGCGGAUUCACCACCACGGGGGGGAGCAUGGGCGGCGGGGAGGCGGCGGCAGCCUUCGGCAUGGCGUCCAACGGGUGGCCAGACAUGGGCGGGCAGGCAUCGGGGAUGCCGCCGCUGGGCGAGGGCGUGUUGCGCGCGCUGAUGAACAUGGGGCCCAUGGAUGCCAUGGACCUGUCGUCGUGGGACUCUGGCAACGACACGCACAUGAGGGGCUGA
Hirsutella rhossiliensis is the source of this 2688-nucleotide messenger RNA. RefSeq names its product fungal specific transcription factor domain-containing protein. The record is from RefSeq and is a predicted model, not a curated record. Gene Ontology annotation, biological process: regulation of DNA-templated transcription; DNA-templated transcription. Gene Ontology annotation, cellular component: nucleus. NCBI's taxonomy places the organism in Eukaryota, Fungi, Ascomycota, Sordariomycetes, Hypocreales, Ophiocordycipitaceae. The transcript is spliced from 6 exons. Gene Ontology annotation, molecular function: DNA-binding transcription factor activity, RNA polymerase II-specific; zinc ion binding; DNA binding. Bases 1 to 2688 code for a protein of 895 amino acids.